CUCGCUGUGGGGUCCUUCGCUGAAACACCCUUCCAAGAUGGCAGCCAACAGCAGCAGCACGGGCAGCAAAUCCGGCAGUGGCGGCGGCGGAAAACAGUCCGGCCUGACCGCAGAACAGGUGGUGGGCACAUUUCAGAGGAUGCGGCAGGAGCAGCGUAGUAUGGCAUCCAAAGCGGCAGAGCUGGAGAUGGACAUCAAUGAACACACUUUAGUAAUAGAUACCCUAAAAGACGUCGACCCCUCUAGGAAAUGCUUUCGUCUUGUUGGAGGCGUUUUGGUUGAAAGAACAGUAAAAGAAGUUUUGCCGGCUUUGGAAAACAACAAAGAACAAAUUUCCAAAAUUAUUGAGUCCAUUAACGCACAGAUGCAGACAAAAGGUCGGGAGCUUACGGAGUACAGGGAGAAGUACAACAUUCGAUUGGUCGGUGAAGGAGAGGCGGAUUCACAAGGCCAAACGGCAGCAUCCAACCAGAACAGUGAAGGAGGAGGAUCAAAAAGUGGGACUGGUGUUUUAGUGUCUUAAUUUGUUAUAAAAGUUGACAUUAGCUAGAUCUAAAUUCUAUACUCAAACAUAGGGUUAAAGUUACUAAAUCCGAGUUUGUUUAUGCAUCUUUUCCACAAUCAUGUCAAGUCAUUUCUACUUUAGUAUUUAUGUCAUUUGUAAUAACAAUUAUGUUUCUUUGCUACUCCAUUUCUGUGAAACUGCCCUUUGUUGAAAAUCAUUGGCUGAAGGUUUAUUGUCUGCAUGUUGGAAUAAAUUCAUAGACCUCACAAAAUGUA
Molecule: messenger RNA, 780 nt
Organism: Boleophthalmus pectinirostris (great blue-spotted mudskipper)
Lineage: Eukaryota; Metazoa; Chordata; Actinopteri; Gobiiformes; Gobiidae
Gene: pfdn2
Product: prefoldin subunit 2
Exons: 4
Coding region: 38-523 (161 amino acids)
Biological process (GO): protein folding
Cellular component (GO): prefoldin complex; cytoplasm
Molecular function (GO): protein folding chaperone
Source: RefSeq, a predicted model, not a curated record